GCCUGUUUGGCGCCUGGGAUGACAGGCAUCAACCAACUGCCUUUCACAACGACUCCACGGACUCCCCCCAGGGACGCCACGGACUCCACAAGCAACACGCUUUGCCUCCACGGACUCCCCAGCCCCCCAGCAGAGGCGCAGCAGGCGCAGCCUCACCAGCCCGACCCAGCGCAGGAGCGUCCAGACAAGAGAAGCCCGGGCCCACCACCCAGGCCGCGCGCGCCAGCAGCAGGAGCGCCGCGGUGGCGACCAGCGCCGGAUUGUCGGCGGGGGCGACCGGCCACCGCUGCUCCAUGGCCGCGGCGGCGGGAGAAGGGGGAGGGCGGGGAUCUGGGGUGAGAGCGACGAAGACGAAGAGGAGGGACGGGAGAGGCAGAAACGAAAACUCAGCGUCUAGGGUCCCACAUCGGCGCAGUCCGCGACCACACCUUGAGCAGAAAAGGCU
Molecule: messenger RNA, 445 nt
Organism: Prorocentrum cordatum
Lineage: Eukaryota; Dinophyceae; Prorocentrales; Prorocentraceae
Source: the annotation of a GenBank genome assembly